This is a messenger RNA of Adineta ricciae, 996 nucleotides long. NCBI's taxonomy places the organism in Eukaryota, Metazoa, Rotifera, Eurotatoria, Adinetida, Adinetidae. The record is from the annotation of a GenBank genome assembly.
AUGAACGAUCGACAAAUAUUUAUCGGUAACCUAUGCAAUAUCUCCAGCGAUAUUUUACGUGUGUAUUGCGAAAAAUUUGGCACACUUACAGAAUUAUCCAUAAAUCGCGAUAAGGAAAAUAAUGUUUAUCAUUGUUUUGCUUUUGUUACUUUUCAAAAAACUCAUAGUAUAUCCGACUUUAUGUCCAAUCGGCCACAUAUUAUCAAUGGUGAUGAAGUUUUCGUUAAACGUGCGUUACCACGUUUGACAGCAAAUCCAUAUCCACAAGAUAAAACUCUUCUUCAAAAUUAUUUCCGCAAAUAUGGUCGAAUAAAAAAGAUCGAUCUCGAGAAUGGAAUUAUUGACUAUGAAGAUUAUGAUGAUGUCGAUCGUGUUCUAUUGGCUCGUCCACAUUACAUUCGUGAUGAAGAAAUCUCUGUAACCAAAUAUUCUCCAGCCGAACAACAAGAAGAUUCCGAUAAUCAUCAUCAUCAUCAACGUUCUCAUCGUCGUCAUCGAUCAAAACAUCAUAAUCAUAAUGAACAGUCGGAGCGAAUAAUUCGAUUUUCGAAGCAUUCAGGAGCUCAACAAAAUCAUUUAGACAAUACGGCUUUCGGUCAGGAAAUGAUGAAUCAUAACGGAAAGAAAGAACAGGAAGAUGAAGAAGAAGAAGUAGAAGAUGGAGAAACAAAUGAUUCGAGUAUUCGAUAUGAACAACUUGAAGAACAAUUUCAAGAAUAUAAACAAGCAAAAGAAAUUGAAAUUUGCAGUUUACGAAUGGAUUUAGAACAUACAAAACAGCAAUUAGCCGAUUUAACACAGGAAAAACUUGAUCUUCUCAUCAAAAAACAACAAUUAUUUCACAAUGAAUUAACUCUUCGUCUUUUUCCCGAACGAAUCUCAAUGCAAACUCAAACUAUCGAUGAUUUGUAUCAAUCACCAUCAGAACAUUCGAACAAAAAACGCAAACUAUCACUAUCACCAUCGAUCAAUCGUGAAUUCGAUUAUUAUUCUUAG